Molecule: messenger RNA, 4392 nt
Organism: Toxotes jaculatrix (banded archerfish)
Lineage: Eukaryota; Metazoa; Chordata; Actinopteri; Toxotidae
Gene: ncapd3
Product: non-SMC condensin II complex, subunit D3
Exons: 35
Coding region: 23-4234 (1403 amino acids)
Biological process (GO): meiotic chromosome condensation; mitotic chromosome condensation
Cellular component (GO): condensed chromosome, centromeric region; condensin complex
Molecular function (GO): histone binding
Source: RefSeq, a predicted model, not a curated record
GCUGAUUCAAAACAUAAACAAGAUGGAGCUGAUAUCUGCGCUGCAGUUUCUGAGGUUAAAUGAAGUACCAGAAGCCUGGGUGGAUGCAGUUUGGGACUUAGAGUUCACAGAGAGAAAACCCCUGGAUGACACCAUUGAAAAAGAUCUGACAGCCAGUGGAGACAAGGCCUUCAGAAACCUGCACCAGUGCUUACUGGCCCAUGCUGCUGAACAACAGCAGUCUGCGGGCAGCGGUGGAACCUCUCAGAGUAUCUGGGCGAUCCUGGGAGAGAAUGGCGUGUCAGUCAAGUCUCUGGUGGCCGUGCUGUCCUUCUUCAUCCUGGCAGGAAAAACCAAAACCGCCAGUGUCCAGCAGAGAGUGAGCGGCCUGAACGCCGCCUCACUCUACCUGCUGCUGCUGGGAAUCCCAGGGAGCAUCGCCAACAAGGUUUUCCAUGAGGUUUUGCUGGACACGUGUUCUGACCUGACCUCUCACUGCUGGCCUCAGGAAUCUGGAAAAAAGCGCAAGAAGGACAGCCUGAAGAGUUCUCAGGCAGACGGCAAACGCUCCAAACCACAGCGGAAAGACGCUCCAGAUAUGGAGAUGGAUGACGCAGAGGAAGAGGAGGAGGACGAGGAGCUUCAUUUCUCCGGUCAGGACCUUGUGAAGAUCAGAGAUGCUGUGGUCCUCCUGGUACAAAGCCUCCUCAGACUCCUGCAGACGUUUCCACUCAAAGACAGAGUGCAGGGCGCCAGCAACUGCACACAGAUCUUUAGCAAGCUGCUUUACUUUGAGCCGGUCAUCGGAGAGCUAACCUUCGGCGCUGCACAAGACAUCACCAAGCUGAGGAGUGUCCCUGAGAUGGCUUUCUACGGCCUGCAGCUGCUCUGCUCGCCGAAACACGGAGACCAGAAAGAAUCCCUGCGGAGGGUUUUCCACCGGCUUCUCUACGUGAUUCUGAUGAUGAAUAAAGGCAACAGAGGGAAGCCCACCCUCCUCGUACCCAGCCAGGCCGUCCUCUCCACCCGUGACCUGGUCCUCCAUUUUGUUUGUCACCUGGUGGAGGAACUGAAGGAGCUGGCUCUACCUUUCCUGCAUAUCCUCCUGCAGCACAUCUGCUUCCAGAUGGUGGAGAAAAGCGAGUUUCGGAGCCACGGAGCCCAGGCUGUGGGUAUGCUGACGUCUCAGAUGACAGGCAAAGACUACGCCUGCUUCAUCAAGUGGCUGUUUAACUUCUCCAGACACUCGAAGAUGGUGUGCCGGCUCUUCUCUGUGGACGUGGUGAUGGUUUUGCUGGAGCAGCCGGAGAGGAGGCCGGAGGAGUGUCAGGACCCGGACCUCACCUGCUUCCUGCCACACAAGGUCCUGAUCCAGGACCUGCUGUUCGCUCGGCGGAUGGACGAAUCUCCCACCGUCCAGGGCCACGCCCUCGCCUGUCUAGCCCGGUGUCUGGAGCUGCCUUCACUCAAUGUCACCCGGGCCGUCCACAACCUCUUCUCUGCCACUGGAACCCACACAGUGCUGGAAGGUGAAAUCACAGAAGGAAGCCUGAGUUCUCAGCAGAGUCAGAAAACCUACCGCUCUCUGCCGUUCAGGACCGUGGAGUUCAGCAGCACGUGCAGCUCCGGCUGUGACGCAAAAGAGAACAUGGCUCUUCUCCUGCGGCGUGUAAAAGACGGGAAGACCAACGUGAGGAAAUCUGCACUGCAGGCCCUGGUGGGUCUCCUGAAACACGGCGUGAUCCCCACGAGCUGGGAGAACCUGGCGAUGCUGUCGGAGCGCUGCAGAGACCCGGCUGUGUCUGUGAAGAAGAAGGCCCUGCAGUGUGUGGGAGAGCUGCUCGCUGCCAAACCAGAGUGCAGUGUGGUGCAGAAGGCGUGGCUGCAGGGGGUGGUGCCAGCUGUGGUGGACUCUGAGAACUCAGUACAGGACAAGGCCCUGGAGGCUCUGGACCAGGUGCUGCUCAGCCAGGUGAAGCUGUACGCUGCCGGCCACCACCUGGAUACCAGUCAGAGGCUGACCUGGGACCUGCUGGGUCUGCUCUGUCACGACUGCCAGGACCUCAGCCGAUAUUUCAGCAGGGCUUUCACCAUCUGGUCCAAGCAGAACAAGUUCACACCGACGUUCAUCACCAACCUGAUCUCACACACGGAGGCAGAUCACGCCGCUGGGGCUUGGCUGCUGCUCUCCAAGGUCGUCGCUUUCUCUCCCAGACUGCCCUACGGCAAGAUCCUGGACGCCUGGGACAACAUGGUCAGUUCAAAGGAUGUAAGCGUGACAACCUGCUGUCACAUCCUGUGCGUGAUAGGAGACGUCGCUGCAAAUUUGAAUGAAGAUACCAAAGACAGGAUAGUUUGUGAUCUGAUGUCUCGGUUGAAGACUUUCACUUUGUCUCUGGAGGUGAUCAGUGCUGCUGUGGAGACCCUUUAUCAACUCGGACGCAGUGAAGAUGUCAAAGAGACUCAGGCUUUUCUGAACCAGCACUGUGGUGAGCUGGUGUCGGUGUGUGAAGCUUAUUUAGCCGCCAUCAUCCUGAGUGAAAAUGGAUCCCAGAACCUCAAUGAGGAGCUGAUGGUAAAACACCUCCACACACUGGGUGUGGCGUCACUCCACUGUCCUGCCAAGGUUGGCAAAAGGACGGUGCUGCUGGUGGAGUCUGUCCUCACAACACACUCUGACAAACUGGCAGAGUGUCAGGAGGAGCUGCCACCCUCGCUGCCUCUGUCCCAGUUCAAAGCAAACUCUCUGUCUACCAGAGUCAGAGCCCACGGAGUCAUCACUUUAGGUAAACUGUGUCUACAGCACGAGGAGCUGGUCCAGAAGUACCUGCCGGUGUUUGCCAGGGAGCUGGAGGUCGGCACUGAGGUUGCCGUGCGCAACAAUGUGGUGGUGAUCAUGUGCGACCUGUGUGUUCGAUACACUAACAUCGUGGAUCAUUACAUCCCUAACAUCUCCGCCUGCCUGCGAGACAGUGAAGCUGUCAUAAGGGAGCAGACUCUCAUCAUGCUGACCAACCUGCUCCAGGAGGAAUUUGUGAAAUGGAAGGGCUCCUUGUUCUUUCGCUUCAUGGUGGCACUGGUCGACCCAGUCCCGGCCAUCGCCAGUCUGUGUGAAUACUGCCUGCUCCACCUGCUGCUGAAGAAGAACCCAGAAAUGUUCAGCCAGCACUUCAUCGAGUGCAUCUUCCACUUCAACUCCUACAGCAAACACAAGUCCUACAACAAGUUCCCUCAGAGUGAGAGUGAAAAGGUCCGGUUCUCACUGAAAGGAGCUCAGCACCGUGAGAAGCGUUUUCGGAUCUACCGCUUCCUGUUGGAGCACUUCACAGACGCCCAGCGCUUCAACAUCACCAACAAGAUCAACCAGACCGUCUUAGCAUGCUUUGCGGACGAAGAGCUGCCUCUGGAUGCAGAUGGUGCUGAAAUUUUGUCGGAGACCUUCAACAUCUUGAGCCUGAAGGAGAUGAAGCUGCAGGCCAUAUCUGCUCCAGCUGGAGUCCCGGCAGGAGAGGAACCAGAGGAGGAGAACAUGGCCACCAUGGCUAAGGCUGUCCUGCAGGCCGCCCAGAAGAAGGUGGUGUCCCAGGUCCAGAAGAAGGCCUUCAUAGAGAACACAGUUCCUCUCAUCAUCAGCCUGAAGAGUCUGCUGGAGCAGAAACGCUCUCCUGUCGUCAGAGACCUCAUGGCCUACCUCCAGGUGACGAUGCAGGAGUACCGUAGUGAGGUCAAGGAGUUUUUCUCUGGAGAUGAACAGCUGGCGGCUGAGGUGGAGUUUGCUCUGCAGACGGCUGAGAAGGAGAGAGAGAUGGAGGAACAGAUGGACAACUGCACCCUGACCGGAGACGCUAAGACUCCCACUGCACAGGUUUCAGUCCAGGACUCUCCUAUCAGGUCCAGGCCCCUCCUCCCGUUUAGCUUUGCCACCCCGCAGCCGCCACGUCUGGACCGUCCAUCUGUCAGACUGUCGCACACUGACAGGCGUAUGCACAGAUCCAGGCAGGAGUCAAUCACACUGGAGGGAACAGUGAUGCGUAAAGGAGAUGUAAAAGACAGAGCCAUCAGCACACCGAAAGAUGUCAACAUCAACUUAACCUUUGAUGAAGGAGUCAGUGCAAUCUUCAGUGACCGAGGAACAAGUCUUGGCGGGGACGGCAGUGUCCUUCACAUGCAGUCAAAUGAGCAGCAAGCUCCUCGGCAGAGGCAGUGGAACGUGCAGUCUCCUCUCCGUCAGAAGAAAAGAUCGUCUAAAGUUUAGCUGACAAACAGCGUCACGGUUUUCUCUCUGUUUUGUUUGUACGACAGCUACCACUCAUCUUUCUCAUCUACAUGCUGUUUAUUGAUAUUCUGUUGUGUUUAUCUUCACUGUGUUUAUGUGACUUUGUUGAUGUUUUUGGUAAUAAAUGGUGUCAUUGA